UUGCUCAUUUCGAUUUUGUCAAGCGACGUGUGCGGAACUGAACUGAAAGGCGUUUCGGCGAAAUCGCUUUGUACUUUCGUUUCUUGUGGUGUUGUUUGUGCCGUGCUCCGAGUCAAAUCAAAUCAAAAUAAAAAUUCGUUGUUUUCUUUUUUGCGUACCAAGAAAUUAGCGUUCUACCAAACGUUCUGUGAUUUUUUUUUUGUUUUCUUUUGUACUUUUACAAAUCGCGUGAUUCUGUCGAGUAUCGCCUGAAAUCGAGUUUUCCAGGAGAUCAGGCGUGCACUGCUUGCUAUUUGUGCGCACCACUGCUUGCAUUCCGGGGCGAUGGCUCAGUCGACGGCGACUUCGCCGCGCUACGCCGGCUUCAACCCCCUGAGCCCGACCCAGACCCUCAGCAACCCGGCUAUGGAUCCGGAUUCGGCCCCCCUGUCAUCAUCAGCAGCGGCAGCAACAACAGCUACAGCAUCAGCAGCAGCAACAGCUACAGCUACAGCAACAGCUACAGCAACAACAUCUGCUCAGCCCCAAAAACCUGAGGAAAUAGAAGAAGAAGGAGCACCACAUCCAGAACUGACGAAAACAAACUCUAAUCGGAAGACACUUUCAGCAGGCAGUAGUAGUUUGAACGACCAAAAUCACAACCAGAUCGACGACGACGAGGACCAAGUAGGAACAUUGCCAUUGCCCCUGCCCUCUAUCAAUAAACGGACACCCGCCCUGCUCCACCCUCGUCUAAUCCGCUCCAACCCGUCCUACACAGACGACCUGUGCACCUGCUGUAACUGUGCGUACUCCAGUUCCUCCUCCGCCUCGUCCACAUCCUCAUCCUCAUCAGCCUCUGCAGCCGCCUCCGCCGUUGCCAAGCAGCUAGCCCGCUCCGUGACCGCCACCAGCAUCAUGGACAUGCCGUACAACACCUCGCCGUCACUGCGGGUGCGCACCACCUCGCUGAAUCAGCUGAAGAAGACCGCCGAUCUGGCCAUUGAGAACGAGCUGCACGUGUGCCCGUCGGUGAUGUCCGAGGAGCUGCGCAAGCUGCUGCCGCCCACCUCGGAGACGGUGAUGACCAAGCCGUUCCCCAUCCGCGGCGAACGGACCAUUGCCGACUGCACCACGCCCCAUGUGAUCGCCAUGGUGGGUCUGCCGGCUCGCGGCAAGACCUUUAUUUCGAAGAAGCUGGCGCGCUACCUUAAUUGGAUCGGGAUCGCGACUCGCGUAUUCAAUCUGGGCGAAUAUAGGCGCCAUGCAACCACCGCGUACAAGUCGCACGAGUUCUUUCGCGCCGACAACGAGGAGGCGAUGGCCAUCCGCAACCGGUGUGCCAACCAGGCGCUGCACGACUCAUGCGAGUGGCUGCUGAGCGGCCAGGGCAGCAUCGCCGUGUUCGAUGCCACCAACUCGACGCGCGACCGUCGCCAACUGAUCCACGACAUUGUGGUGAAGCAGCAUGGCUUCCGGCUGUUCUUCGUGGAGUCCAUCUGUGACGAUCCGCAGAUCAUUGAGCAGAACAUCCUGGAGGUCAAGGUCAGCUCGCCAGAUUACCUCAAUAUGAACACGGAGCUGGUGGUCCGGGAUUUCCUACAGCGCAUCGAGCACUACGAGGAGCGCUACCAGCCCAUCGACGAGGUCACCGAGGCCCAUCUUAGCUUCAUGAAGGUGUACAAUGCCGGCAAGAAGGUGGUCGUCUACAACAACGAGGGUCACGUGGAGUCCCGUAUUGUGUACUACCUAAUGAACAUUCACAUUACGCCGCGGACCAUCUACCUAACGCGCCACGGCGAGAGCGAGUACAACCUGAGCGGCCUGAUCGGCGGCGACUCGAACCUGAGCGCCCGCGGGCACCAGUACGCCAACGCCCUGUCCACGUUCAUCGCCCACCAGCAGAUCGACGGUCUGCGGGUGUGGACGUCGUGGAUGAAGCGCGCCAUUCAGACGGUGGCCGAUGUUAAGGCACCGCAAGAGCGGUGGAAGGCCCUGAACGAGAUCGAUGCUGGCCACUGCGAGGAAAUGACAUACGAGCAGAUCAAGGAGCGCUUCCCCGAGGAGUUUAAGGCGCGCGACGUGAACAAGUUCGCCUACCGCUAUCCACGCGGCGAGAGCUACGAGGACCUGGUGGCCAGACUGGAGCCGGUCAUCAUGGAGCUGGAGCGGCAGGGCAACGUGCUCGUCGUGUCGCAUCAGGCGGUGCUGCGCUGUCUCUUUGCCUACUUCCUGGACAAGUCCGCCGACGAGCUGCCCUACCUGUACGUGCCCCUGCACACGGUCAUCAAGCUGACGCCGGUGGCCUACGGCUGCAAGGUGGAGCACAUUAAGUUGCCCAUUGACGCGGUGGACACGCACCGUCCCAAGCCAAAAAUCCCUGGCGACGUCAGCCAGCCGGGACUCGAUGGCCUCAGCGGCGAGCUGGUGGCACCCGAUGGCGUCGGCAAGGUGCUCAUUGUGGGCGACGAUGUGGCGACGGCCACGAACGGCAAUGGCGGGCGCGUCGAUAUGCAGGCGCACCAAUGACGGCGUCGCCUGUACCCCGCCCAUCCACAUCCUCCUUCGAAAUCCAAGACAAUCUAAUCACGGCUGCUGGAUCGGCUGCCCCCAACCUCCAAGACACGAGUCCACAAAUCCCAACCCCAAAUCCCGCACUAAUUCUUCCCCUAUCGCCUACCGAACAGCCCAACGGAUACGGACAUAGACACGGACAUGGGCAUGCCAGAGUGACACUGACUGAUGCCCCUGCCCAAAGGAUGUGGCGGCGCUCCUACUUAAUGUUGCAAUCGGAGGCCAGCGAGUUCUUUCGGACUGCGCAUGAAAUUGUGAUUGAUCCAUUGUGCUGUUUUAUUAUGUACUUUAAUGAACAAUUAAAUAUUUUAAAAUUUUUCUAGAACAUCUAUAUUGAUAAAAAAAAAAACAAAAAACAAUAUACAGACUUAAUACCUA
This is a messenger RNA of Drosophila rhopaloa, 2931 nucleotides long. It is a transcript of the gene Pfrx, whose product is annotated as 6-phosphofructo-2-kinase/fructose-2,6-bisphosphatase 1. Gene Ontology annotation, cellular component: cytosol. The record is from RefSeq and is a predicted model, not a curated record. Lineage: Eukaryota; Metazoa; Arthropoda; Insecta; Diptera; Drosophilidae. Gene Ontology annotation, biological process: fructose 2,6-bisphosphate metabolic process; fructose metabolic process. Gene Ontology annotation, molecular function: fructose-2,6-bisphosphate 2-phosphatase activity; ATP binding; 6-phosphofructo-2-kinase activity. The transcript has 2 exons. Bases 325 to 2508 code for a protein of 727 amino acids.